Molecule: messenger RNA, 2329 nt
Organism: Cherax quadricarinatus
Lineage: Eukaryota; Metazoa; Arthropoda; Malacostraca; Decapoda; Parastacidae
Source: RefSeq, a predicted model, not a curated record
AUGCAAGAGCACCGAGUACUGGAUUUUUACCAUCCCUUAGGUGCUGAGAAUCAUAGUGAACUUAUUCAGCAGCUGAAGGACACGUUUCGUUUCGGACACCGUCACCUGGACAUCCCUAUCUCAGGAGAAGUCUCCGAUAUAGUGCUGAAACAGCUACGAAGAUUCUGUUCCAGCAACUGUUAUAGUUUUAAUCGCUUUUUUAUAACUACUUCGAUACCAGUGCCAGUAAGAUUAGACGAUGCUCUGAAACUUAUUCACGAUUUCUACGAGCGCUUAGACAAAACCCCGGUUGACGUCCUCUAUUUGGAAAAUCCUGUGGGACUUGAGGGUAGCGACCCACUGACCAUCUUCCAAAGCCUUAGAUACGGCACUUAUUGGAACGUGCUAGACGAGGGUGACAUCUUCAGACGCGACGAGGAUACCGGUACCUUAUGUGUCAUACCUGACAUACUACAGAACCUGUGGGCCAUCUGGGAUUACCUUGCUAGAUACGUCCUGGGAUGUAGACUGGCUCACAAUCUUGGACUGAAAAACUUCUCACAACCUCAGAUUGAGAAACUCCUGGAAGAGGCAACUGUGCACCCACGGGUGUUGCAGGUGGAGGUGAACCUGUAUAGCAUGAAGGAGGAGCUUCGUAGCAUGUGUCAGGAGAAUAACAUUGCUGUGUGUGCCAUACACCCCUUUGGUAAUCCCUUUUAUGUGCCAAGGACAGGUAAACCUGCCCUUAUACACAACCCUCUGGUGAACAGGAUGGCUGACGUGAUGGAUAUUGAUGCUAAGAUAGUGCUGCUGUGUCACCUGUAUCAGGCACAGAUCCCCUUCGUCUUGGACAACGAUAUGAUGAUUGGCAUCGGUUGGAUGUUCCAGCAAAUACAAAAUAUUAAGUUGACCGAGUGCAGGAUGAAAAGGCUGUGUAGAAUAAAUAAUCUGAACCCACGACCCAUCGGCAGGAGGAAGUUACUUGCAUCCGUUACCGAUGAACCAGAGAUACAAAAGGACUCACUGUGGCCCUUCUGCUUCUUCAAGACGAAGACAAACUCGCCCCCUCCGCCGUCGGCAGAAGAUGAAAAGAAGAGAAUAGAUUCCAUCCUGCGCAGGCUAAGUGAAUACUCAACAUUCUCAAGGGAUAAAGAAGAAAAAAACAUGACUGACGCGCAACCCGAGGGCUGUGAUUCCAUCCACAACACCUUGAUGCUUCUCUCUAAAUUUCAGUUUCCAGAGCAUUUGGAUACUCCUGUAAUCAGAAUCAGGAAUUAUCGAAGAGAGAAAAAGGCAACUGAUUCAAAGCCCCGAAAACGUAAAAAAAUAAAAAAAUGCUACCGACAUCGAUGGAGUUCUUAGAAAUUUACAAGCAAAAUAAACUAAAAACUUUAAAAGAAUGAUAUAUUUUUUUCUUAAUGUAACCAAAUAUUGAUUAAUCAGUACUAUGGAUAUCAAAUUUAUGAUCAGUGUGGCUAGCAAUAGGCAUCAGCAUUUGCCAGUACUCUAGAUAUAUCACGGGUAUCGAGUAUACUUAAUACUAGUCCUCAGUAUUCGUCAAUACUCCGGAUAUAUCACGUGUAGGAAGUGUGGUUAGUACCAGGCUUCAGUGUUACACAAAGUUGAUGCUAUUUAUUUUGUACUUGAUUGUGAGUUAUUCUGUAUUAACUGCUGACGUUUUACUGUUCAUGUGUUUAAGAGACAUAUAUUUUAUCUUACAAUAUCGUGUUUCAUCUGAAAAGAUUUUUCAUCUCUUAAGUUAUUACGUUACAGUUGAGUCCUUGUAACAUAUUAGUUGUUUUCGUUUCUUUUAUUCAUAUAGUCAUGUAGAAAGGAUAGAGCAAAAUAGGAUGACUUGGAGGGUGUAUAAAUCUGUAGUGGAAGGAAGCGUCCUAAGAAAAGACGGAGGAAGGGGGAUAAAGGAGGUUUUGUGGUGUGCAAGGGGCUUGGACAUACAGCAGGCAUGUGUGAGCCUGUUAUAUAGGAGUGAGUGGAGACGAAUGGUUUUUGAAACCUGACGAACUGUUGGAGUGUGAGCAGGGUAAUAUUUAGUGAAGGGAUUCAGGGAAACCGGUUAUUUUUAUAUAGCCGGACUUGAGUCCUGGAAAUGGGAAGUACAAUGCCUGCACUCUAAAGGAGGGGUUUGGGAUAUUAGCAGUUUGGAGGGAUAUGUUGUGUAUCUUUAUACGUAUAUGCUUCUAAACUGUUGUGUUCUGAGCACCUCUGCAAAAACAGUGGUUAUGUGUGAGUGAGGUGAAAGUGUUGAAUGAUGAUGAAAGUAUUUUCUUUUUGGGGAUUUUCUUUCUUUUUGGGUUACCCUGCCUCGGUGGGAGACGGCCGACUUGUUAAA